AUGUAUUUGAUUGUUUUGUUUGUGAAGUUGGCUCUGGUCCUGGAUCUUUAUCACGCUGGAGCAAGGCAUAUUGCAGCUGUCGAGAUUCACCGCAAAUUCAUCCCUGAACUUGAGGUAUUGUGAGUAAAUUGUUCGAGUUAAGCCGGUUUUCCACUAGCGAAUUUUUUCGCGCGAAGCGACCUUUUUCCUUUGUCGGCAUCCAUUUUGCCACGUCUUGCUGACGUAAUAAGUGAUACCGACAAAGGAAAAAGGUCGCUUUGCGCGAGAAAAUUCGCUAGUGGAAUUGUGGAAAACCGGCUUUAGUGGGGGUUCGAGUUAACGGGGUCGGUGUUGAAUUUCGUCUAUUAUGUUAAUAAUUACUUUAAUAAUUAGGUAUAGUCGUUUUAUUAUUCAUCACAAUGAGGGAUGCAGCUACCUGCCUGAAAAAUAUUAGGAGUUAAUGACAGCUUGUUGAACCUUUUAUCUCUUUAUCGACUUGUAUUACGUUUGAAUACAUUAUAGUGAUUAUACUAUUUAUACACUUAUUGUUGUCUGAACAGAGUGAACAGAAUUAGAAAUCCAACUUGUCAAUGUGCUGCGUUCUGGCAUUUUGAAGUUUGCCAUCCUUAUUAUAGAAGCUGUAUUAAAUGUUUCCGACACUUGACUGCGUCUGUGCACGUUUACUUUUUGGUGCUUCAUUGGUUCUUAUCCCUGCAAAACAGGCAAUAAUUUUAUUCAUUUUAUCUUUACUUUUUUUUGCAAUGUACAGUAUAGUCUUAGACCACGUUAACACUAAAGGUCCAUGCAGACACACCGGACGCGAUUCGACAACGCGAUGCGAUUUUUUAGUUUUUGAAAGUUAAUAAAACAGCCAAUGAGAGCAAAUUUUAAAAGAUACGUAGACCAAAUAACUCAAAAUGUUGUAACGCUUCUAAAUAUUUGGAAAGUUUAAACCAGCAUUAAAGUUAUCGGUCAGUGAAAAUCGAAAAAUCGCGUCGCGUUGUCGAAUCGCGUCCGGUGUGUCUGGACCUUAAACCGGAACAGAAUUUGGGUGUGUUCACAUUACGCCGUUUCAGUUUGUUUACAAAUUAAAUUAGCGCUCAUGUAAACCCAAAAUAUUUCAAAUUGUUUUCAAACAAUUUCGCGCCCGCGUAGUGUCAACACAGCGGCCAUAAUUGUGACUUUUCUGCGCCGUUUUCAAACCGCUCCGGUGUAGCUAUAUUUAUGGCGGGGGGUGGCACGGAACAGAAAUCUUUUCCUUGGUAAAAUUUUUUGCCUAUCUAACCAUUAAAAAGUCAAAAAAAUUUUUAGCCAACCUCGAAUAUCAAUUAAAAAAUAAAUACCCACCCCUGGCCAAAAACUUUACAAAAUGAUACCACUGAUUCAGUUGUCACACAUGUCCUUUACGACUUCUGUGACAUGAGUUUGAUAACUGCUUAUGCAAUUUUCUGCAAUCUAAAGUUUCAUGUUGUCUGCACAUGUACUUUCUUUGGAGACACCAUUUGUCUCCUAACAAACCAGAAAAUGAUCAAGAUAGUGACUCUGAUUGAUUGAUUUACAUAUUGUAUUGACAUAUGACAUUUUUUACUCUUUAAUAUUUGAGUGAAUCUUGCUUUGGAUAUGACAAAUUUUUAUUACCCAACCCUUGAGUUGUUUUAUUUUUUUUAUUUUUCAUUUACCCAACCUUUUACUCACUCAACAUUUUGUUUACCCAACCCUUUUCUUUAAUAAUGACCGGUGCCUUAAAUUUGAGUUUUAGUUAAAUAGUUUCGUGUCAGCUCAUUCAAAUGAACUAAAUCAGUAGAUGCACGAUUAACAUAUAUAUUAUAUGUCUGUUAUAGGUUGUCACCAGUUUUAACACCGUUACACACUGUGAGCAACGCGCAAAAUCGUACCAAAAAAUCAAAGAUACUUCAAUAGUGUGAGCCAUAACACUAUCUAAAACCUCUAAUCUAUAUUUCAGCCAAUAUUACCUAAUCUGCACAAUUUUAGCUUGUCUUAAAACCGUUUUAAGAAUGUUAAUUAUGCAAACACAUCGUAAACACUUGAACUAUAUAUGUAAUAUUUUAAUAUACUGGCAACGUCAACGCAAAAAGAUGUUAAAGCCAACGGUUCAAACAUAUUCAAUAAGAGUUGAAGUUAAAUGCUUCCCAUUCUAAAAACAGCUAGCGAUGAAAAACUGCGUGAUUUUGACAUUGCCAUUGAUCAACUUAUUAAUCGUUAGUGCUAUACUAACAUUGAGUCACGAAUACCAAAGACCGAAUAUUUUAAAGAGCAAUGCGGUUACAAGACAAGACGUGUAUGAUACAGAUUUUCUACGAGACCAACAGAAAUUAAACGGUUUUCAAAACUGGGCUACGGACUCUGGGAAAGGCCAAAUGCUAAGAGCUGAACGGUUGAAGUCGACAGGUACAAGUAUAAUGAAAUUGACUGAUGGUGACCUUAAAUAUUAUUCGUUGAGCAAUAAUAUUGGCAAAAUAAACAAAGUUCUAUCGAGCAGUAAAAACAUCGCUUUGAAGAAUGGACAAAAAAUUUACAAAGAUUCGAAGAGAAUACGGAGGGCUAUUGAAACCGAAAACCAGAACACAACAGGCUACAGUGUGGAAUGCGAAGUACCCUCGCUUUCAUGUCGAAAUUGCUGCAACAACUCGAGUAAUUGCAGCCAUCAAUCGACAUUUUGUCGUUGCGACCCGCAGUGUACAUUUUAUAACGACUGCUGUGUUGAUUACGAAACAUUUUGUGGAAAGAAAGAGGAGAUUUCGUUCGGAAUUGAUCGAGAAGGGCUUUCGUGUAUAAUCCCACAGUAUGUUGACCUGAACAGCGACUCCACGCGAGUUUGGAUGGUGAACAAGUGUCCAAACAAUAGAAAAAUCGACGAAAUUUCACAGAGCUGUGAAAAUGCUGACGAGUUGGAAUUGAAUAUAACGAACAUACAAAAACUCGUUCCGGUUAUAGGUCAAAAUAAACUGACUUUCAGAAAUCAAUUUUGUGCCAAAUGCAACGGUAUUGAACACUUCGAGUAUUUUGGCUUCAACUUGAAAUGCUAUGUGGUACCGCCUGCCUCUAUCAGUUCGUUUGCUGAACUGACAGAAUUUGCUUCAAAGUACUGCGCUCCGAAUAAUUGGCUAUUCAUUUUCAGGGAGGCUAACCAACCAAUUCGCGAAUGUAACCAAUAUUUUCGAAACCUCUGCCCAACUUUGAAUGAACUCAACGAAACUUGCAACCAACGACCCUUGUGUGUAAAUUGUACUUCCAGAAUUCAUUGGUGUAAUUUAAAUCUGUCGAAAUGGGAUGACAAUGCGGAAAAGACGUGUACAAAGUUGUGUAUUGGCGAAGGGGGCGUUUCACCUUCAGAUUCGCCUGGCUACAUAGGACCAUCGAUAACAUCAAUAACAUCAUUUACCGUUGCCCUCCGUUUAUCGAAGCAAGGCGCUGUUUUCGAAGUAAAAGAACCAAGAUGCCCUUUAAAUGGACAAUUUUACGAUCGCUACCUCGAGACGUGUCGAGCGGGUCAGUCCAUAAGUUCACCAGUUAAGCAUAACCUUGACAGAUAUGAUGUAGUCGUUUGGCUUGAUACAAAAGGAAGAAAAGGAAGACAACUUUAUCCCACUUUGAACGAAACCAUCUCCUCUCUUGCUGAACUGUUCAACUUCAAACGUUCUCAAGUGAGUGUUUUACAAGAUAUACAAACUGAAAAUCCGACGUAUAGGGUAAUUCGUUUUGAACUUGAGCUGACAAGCGAACAGAUGUUACGUUUAGGGAAAGAUAAUCACACCAACGAUGCGAUGUUACGUUUUGGAAACGAUUCAGGAAUUUCGACAAACGUUCUUCCACUUCGAAGACUUUUAUUUUUCUCACGAAAAUUUAAUGUGACAAUUUCAAAACCGGGGUGGGAUGUUGAUGAUACGGUAUACAAAAAUAACCUGACGUUGACUGUAUUUAAGACAACCUCUCGUCAACUCGCUUGCAUCGGGAAACAGACAUAUCCCAAAGGUACAUAUUCUUUAUUACAAUACGGGAAAUAUUAUAUCAAUUCAACUGGCGAAACUUUCGCAAAAAACCAAGUGUUCUUCGACGAGGAUAGGAACGACAGCAUUUCUGUAUGUGUGCAGAUUGUCCCGAAAGAUUGUGACGGACUAAGAAUUAAUCUGACCUCGGAAGAAUACGUCAAGUUUGAUAAUUUGAGUAUCUUUUACAACAGAACAAAAACGAUUUACGAUUUUGGCGAAUACGAUAUCGAAAAUGGGAACAUUUUCAUGUGUAUUCCUGAAUAUUCAUCAAAGAUAAUACAUUGGAUUCCCGGUGACUCCGAUGUUGUCGAGAAGUAUUUGACAUUGAUUUGUCUUGUUGUAUCAUUGGCUUGUUUAUUUCUGGUCAUUCAGACAUACCUCAUAUUUGCCGAGCUUCGCAACCUUCCCGGUAAAAACGUUCUCAGUUUAUCAAUCUCCUUAUUCCUGGUACAGUUGCUGUGGUUAAUUCCGGACCGGCGGUACUCGUCCACGCUUUGUCACAUAGCAGCAGUCAUAAAACAUUACUUAUUCCUGGUAUCGUUUGUCGCCAUGGCAACAAUUGCGUGGGACACGCAUUCAGUGUUUGCAAGCAAUGAUCUUCCAAAGCCCUCGUCCAGUAAAUUUUACAAGUAUUCGGCGAUCGUCUGGGGUCUUCCAGCCAUGUUUGUUGCCGCAUGCGCAGUGGUUGACCAGAAAGAAAUUUACGCCGUUUAUGCUAAUGACCUGUUGUGUUGGUUUGAUAAUAUACAUGCGCAAGCGUGCCUAUUUGUCCUUCCAGUUGGGCUACUCCUGUUAUUCAAUAUCAUAUUAUUCGUCCUGACUGUAUUUUGUAUGCAACGUGUUCACGUAAGCGCAAGAUUAAUCCUCUCAGAUCAAAGUAAUAAAACAAUGUUUUGGAUCUAUCUCAAGCUGUCUGCUUUGAUGGGAUUCAGUUGGUUGUUCGGCUUCAUAUAUCUGCUCGUGGGAACUCUUGUUUUCUCGUGUCUGUUCGUAAUUUUCGCCUCGCUUCAAGGCGCUUAUAUCGCCCUUGCAUUUGUCAUGAAAAAAGCCGUGUGGGAAAAGUAUAAGAAAUUACUUGGAAGAAACCAGAGUGAAUAUAUAGCUAGCUAUCGAAGUACCUUGAUUGAAGACUUGAGUCACAGUAAAGAAACGAAAGUGUAAAGUAAAAAGCUGGACUGAUUCUUAUACCUGGUGUCCGAAAAAAAGAACCAGAACCGCUGUCACGAUCAAAUAAAUUUUACGGUAUCCAGAAAGGGCGAACUUAAAUUUUGAUAUAUUACAAUAAGAUUUUUAUGCAAUAUUAACGGAGAUAUCUGGAUAUUUGAAGUCCAACAAGCAUUUGUGAUAAUGCCAAAAAUUUGCGUAAAAUGCAUACCUAUUAAAUUGUAUCUGAUGCAUAAUUGUAUCUGUAUAUCACUUUACAUGUACGGCAUAUUUGUUUCAAAUAUCAAUCUCAAACUCAUUAAUUAAUAAUUCAUGAGUAAAUUUGAGCCAACCAUGCAUAUUACUUUAUUUUGUUCGCAUGAUAAUACUGGAUACCUGGUGAAGUAUAUUGAUCCAGUCCUAGGACUGGUGGUGUAAAUAGCGAGCAACAUUUGACAUUUGAUAUAGUUAAUAUUAAGUUCUGUUAUGGUUUAUAGACAUUUAAGUGAUGACAUUUUUGAGUGACAUUAUAGGCGUUAGUUGUAUCAGUAUUUUGUAAGAGAGACACGCGAGAGUAAAUAGACGGUUUAAAGGACGUAUAGUUAGAGAGAUUAACGUAAAGUUGUAGUCAGAGUCUUGUUUAUAUGUUAUAUUUGUAGCAUUUUGUUAUUAGUCAAUUUUACCAUGUUAUGUCGCGAAAAUAUGAUUGGAAUGCAUGUGUUCUAGCCUUUAUACUUAUACUAGGUGACUUUCAUUUUGUAUAGAAUAUAUUAUCUCAUUAUAAAAGAAAUCCCUGUUCGACUCAGUAAACCAGUCAGUGCCAACCAGCUGGAUCAAAAUUAAAUAAUUAAUUCACCUCAUUUUUAAGUAGUGAUGUAAUAUUUCAAAUCCGACUAUGAGGACUGGACUAGAUUUUGAGUCCGCGCAAUUUGAUCAAGUCCGAGGCGAAGUCGAGGACUGGGUCAAAAUGCGAGGACUUGAAAUCUAGUCCAUACUGAAUUGACCAUUUGCGUAAUAGACUAAAUUUUGAACUAAACGAGUCUAGACAAAAAUUUCAUUUGAAGGAGCAUCACAAAAUUAGGAAUAUUCCAAAGUUUCGUUGCAAAAUGUUGUAAAAUGCGGAAAAUAUAGCCUUGCGAAAUUUGCAAUUUUCAGUCAUUUUAGAUUACAAACGGGAAAUUGACAGCCCCAAACCCUUCGAGGCUGUCGAUCUCCGGUUUGUAAUCUAAAAUGCCACUGAAAAUUGCAAAUUUCGCAAGGCUAUAUUUUCCGCAUUUUACAACAUUUUGCAACGAAACUUUAAUAUUACUAAUUUUGUGAUGCUCUUUCAAGCUGUAAUGAAAUUUUUGUUGAGAUCAAAAUUUAGUCUAUUACGCAAGUGGUCCAUUGGAGGAUUUGAAAUGACAUCUCAUACGAAUAAAUCACUACUUAAAGUGAGGUGAAUUAAUUUUGGUCCAGUCCUAGGACUGAAUUAAUAUACUUCAUCAGGUAUCCAGUAUUGUCAUCUGAGCAAAAUAAAGCAGUACGGUUGGCUAAUUUACUCAUGAAUUAUUAAUGCCACAAUUGACUGAGCUGAAGAAGCAGUACCCGCUGCUGCUAACAGACCUACGAUGGAAACAGUUCGUUGAUUCUCUUCUACCUAGCACAAAAGAACGCGAGGACGUUGGCUCGUAAAAGGAUUCAGCUUUACAGUUUUAACUUUUUUUAUGAACUUGCAAAUUUUCAGGAUGAUCUGAGAUUUUUUGUGUAUUUCGACGAUGGUGAAGUAGAAUACGAUGCUGAUUCAGCAGAAGAGAAAAAUAAGGUACAGUUGGUUGGCUAAUCAUCGUGUUAGUUUUCUUGUCAGAUAGAUACUUUUGUGCAGAUUUUAAGGCACCUCUUAGACCCUAAGAAAGAAAUAAUGCGUUUAUUUUUCCAGAUCUGCAGUCUUUUGGAUGGAAUCGUGUCUGACAAUAAAAACUUGCAGUUUUCAGGUACCGUAAAACAGUGACAGCAUUUCUCACUCAGAUACACUAGUGGACACUGGUGGACAGUAGUGGAUACUGGUGGACACUAAUGGAUACUGGUGGACAUUAGUGGAUACUGGUGGAACACUGGUGGAGGGUGGGGAGAGGGAGAAUCCCUCCCCCACCUUUGAAUGAGCUGAAUAUGAAUGGCUGAAUUUGACAUGGCGAAAUUUUCUUUCUCUUUUUAUUCCCUGGAGAUUGGUUGCACACCAUUUAUUUUGCCUUGCUUAUUGAAUAGAAACAUCUUGUUAUUUUCCAGGACUCAACUCCUUAUCACGCGCGAGAGCAGCAUCGCUAUCUGUCAAGAGAGUUAUCAAAGAAGGACAGAUAGAAAAACGAGGACACAGUGCAGCGUUCUUGACCUGGUCCAAGUACGUCUUUCCAUGUUGUUUACUAACGAAAAUGAGAAUUGAUGAGAGUUGAGAUACGAGAGUUUGCAUGAGAGUUUUGUCAACUGUUCUGUCCCGUUCAAAUGAGAACAAGAGUUGCACGAGAGUUGAGAAGCGAGAGUUUACAUGAGAAUUUUCCUCAACUCUUGUGCUUGGUCAAGCGAGACCAAGAGUUGCAUGAAGGUUGAGAAGCGAGAAUUUGCAUGAGAAUUUUUUUCAACUCUUCUGCCUCAUUCAAAUGAGAACAAGAGUUGCAUGAGAGUUGAGAAGCGAGAGUUGGCAUGAUAAUUAAUGGGAGUUGAGUGGAUAUUACCGCGAGCGGAGCAAAAACCUGCCUCAACUCUUUGAGCCAACUCAAAGUUGAUAAAAGUGCAUGAAAGUGACUGAGCGAUCAAACACGAGCGAGCUUUGCGACUCUUAUCAACUCCUCUUUCAUCAGGGCUUGCAUGACUGAGAAAAUACGGUUGUCCAGAGUUUUGUACAACGUUGAUAUUUUAUUAACGUUUUGAUGUUUAGGCGAUAUCUAAGAAUCAAAGAGGGAGAAUUGGCGUAUUAUAAAGUUGGCGAGGAAAAUAUGGUAGGUGUUAUAUGUACAUUGUUAAAAUUCCUUUGACGAUCACAAAGUGUCUGACUGCCUGUCAUUAUAUGUUGUAGACCGCGCUGAAUAUAAUCAAGCUGGGUCCUGGGCAUGCGUUUAUCAAGAAAGCGGAACACAACGCGUUCAUCGUAUCUACACAAAAGAAAGAAUACAGGUUUUUGCCUUAAAAAACACUUCCAAAUUUGACACUCAACACAAUAGCUUGAACCCUAUUGAAGGUAUAGUUAUCCACAAAUUCAAUUCAGUUGUUGUUUAUAUUGAAGUUUAUUUAUACUUGUUACCCUUUAGUUUCCGAAUAGUAAACACAAACAAUUCAAAAGAUAUCACAGGCAUUAAACAAGAAAGAGAUGAGUGGUAUGUGG
Paramuricea clavata is the source of this 8487-nucleotide messenger RNA. Lineage: Eukaryota; Metazoa; Cnidaria; Anthozoa; Malacalcyonacea; Plexauridae. The record is from the annotation of a GenBank genome assembly.